AUGGAAACAAGCAAUCCGGCACCAGACGACACGGCCCCACCUGUAGUGGCGUUGUCCAGCCCAUUUCCCGACCCAGAUGCGACACCCACACCAGCUCCUGAACCAAACACUGACAAUCCCAACACCCACAUAGAAAAGUUGUUUCGAAGGUUACGAGCCAAGGACUAUGCACACGAGGUCGUGCAAGAAUACUUCAAGCAGUAUCAUUGGAAGUUGAAGGUAUCAGAUGAGCCCUUGGAACACAGUCCAUUGCAAAUGGAGCUGGAGGAGUCACUUUCCCCGGUCGAACUCGCACAAAAAUUGCAAAAGGUUCUUGUGAUGCAAAAGGCGAUCACGAGCUGGCUGGAUUAUUGUGCCAAGUCCUCGAAGAAGUUGUUCGUCCGCCGCGGCAAGCCAGAGAACAAUGAGUGGACCCGGCUCCUCAGCCAACUUUCUGGUGUCCGACGACACAAACCGAAGGCCUUGCAAGCACACCAGCGGUGGUCCAAAGACCAUUUCGAGACCGAGGUCAAGUCUUGUUUUCUCAAGAAGUGGCGCAAGGCCAGGCUGCCUAAGGAGAAGAUGGCAGCCUUUCACGACCAGAUCACACGCAAACGCUUCAAAAAGCUGUCCAAAGAAGAGCAGAGGGAUUGGAGGGAUAAAGCGCAAGCAGAGGGUAAAGCAGCAGUCAAAGAGUGGAACGACCGGCUCGAAGCACCUCCAUCCACAUCUCCUCUCAAUAGACAAGUGGCCCUGGAUAACUUGGCGACUUUUGCUGGACCGAUUCUUUCUGGUAUGUCUGAAACUCUCGGCAUGCAUGUAUCCCUUUUUGUUGGUGGUCCCGAACCUCGGAAGCAGGGGAAGAUCACUGUCGUCAGCAUUUUCAAGACUACCUAUCGCACGCAUAUAGAUUGUGAUUCUUGUCGCCUCCCGGACGAUUUAAACAACCUGUUCACCAUUACGGAUGAAGGCAAUCAAUCUGAUGCUCAGGAGGAUCGGGAAGAUCGUCAAGUGAAUAAACCGACAAAGGCCAAAUAUAGAUCGCACCGAACGAAAUCAAAGCAGAAAGGUACCAAAAGGGCUCGUACUUCUCGAUGCAAGCCUUCCGAACCUUCUGAGAUGGACAAAUCAUCAUCAGAAUCAUCUUCCACAUCCUCUGGCUCAUCUUCGUCUUCCUCAUCUUCAGGUUCCGCUUCAUCAAGCUCUACAGACAUGGACAGUGAAGAAGAACAUCAUCGUUCUAACAAGGUACUACCAUUUUCACCGCCAAAAGGACAUUAUGGUGUUACCUACUUCAAUCCACGCCACAAAGCGGCAGCUCUCACACGACUCAACCUUGACGAGAGCACUGCUGACACCCCCAUUGACGAUGCCGAGAUAAGCACUGAUCAUCCUCCUGUUCCACCUGCAAUCACAUCCACCGCCAUCGUUGAGCCACCUCUUGACAAUAUCAUCGCCCGCCCAACUUUCAAUGACAAUACAAUUGAUCUGCAUCUCAGAGAAGACUCUGGGAUGGCUGUUGAUCAACCACCUGCUCCACCUGCCGAGAUUCUUGGACAGGGUCUUCGUGAGCCUGUUGAUGAUCACAAUAUAGAUGAGACGCCCUCUGCCGAACGGGACAUAGAAGGGGCUGUGGACGAUCGUGACACCACAACUUGGGACAAGCACACGGUCAACUCAAAUAAGACUGCAAAUGCCUCUCAUGAUGGCAACAUAUCCCUUAGCCUGCCUGCACUCCCACCCAGCCCACUGUGGUUCAACAAUCCGUUCCAACAGUUGAUGAAUCCUGCCCCGGCCUCUCCUCGUGUGAUCCAGUUGUUUGAAAAGCUGGUAUGCCUUGAGGAUGCGUUGGGCUUUGCGAACGAGAAGGCUGCCUUGGGAUGCGAACAUCAUCCAGUCGAAGUCCACUGGUGGAUUUCCCGCGGACGUAAAGGGAAACCAACCAUACCCGAUCUCAAUGCAUUCAUGUUGCGAUGGUGGUCCUGGUGGAUCACGCUUCAACCGGAGUGGAGAAAAUGUCAGGCCCCGACACUUACGACAAGUGCAAUUCUCCCUCACACAGAUGACAGCAACUGGGACACCCUCAACAAACCAGGUGCAAAUGGCAUGCUCUCGGUUGUAGCUACCUUGAAAUGGUGGGCAGAUGGUGCAGAUGGUAAAGGGUAUGAAGAUUCGUGA
Molecule: messenger RNA, 2157 nt
Organism: Suillus discolor
Lineage: Eukaryota; Fungi; Basidiomycota; Agaricomycetes; Boletales; Suillaceae
Exons: 11
Coding region: 1-2157 (718 amino acids)
Source: RefSeq, a predicted model, not a curated record